This is a messenger RNA of Aspergillus novofumigatus IBT 16806, 508 nucleotides long. RefSeq lists its product as uncharacterized. The coding region runs from base 100 to 387 and encodes 95 amino acids. The record is from RefSeq and is a predicted model, not a curated record. The transcript has a single exon. Lineage: Eukaryota; Fungi; Ascomycota; Eurotiomycetes; Eurotiales; Aspergillaceae.
AUGCUCUUUGGUUGGGGCCGGUGGGACCCGAACCCCGUAAAUGACUGGCGAAUGGUCAUAAGCUCAAUAGCCUAAGCUCCCGGGCAGCCCUAGUCAGGCAUGCGGCGUAUCUACGGAGUACGCAGUAAUAGGUACUCCACUCCCUGUCCACCUGCACAAUGUUGCAGAGUAGGCUUGCACCGGCCCCGUCGGCCCCCUCCAUCAAUAAAAAAUAUCACGGUAACAAUAAUUCGAAGAGGGAAAAAAAAAAAGGAAAGAAAGAAAAAACCUUCCCAUCUUAUGGGAUUGGUAUGCGGACUAAAUACAUUUAUGUAUUUGACAAGUUGCAGAGAUCUCUGUACUACAACAGCCAAGGCUGGUGAUCCAGUCACAUCCUCACAUACCUAGUGGCUAGUACCUUACCCAUAGCCUAUUGAGCCGAGUCACAACUCACAACCCGAGUUAGGUCUCCCACAAACCUACACUGGUCAGGCCCAUAUUUCAGGUCAAUAACAAUCAGACUUAAUCA